AUGUCGUUAUCGCAGUCGAUAAAAAACCUCAUCCGCCACGGUGGGAAACAAGGGCGAUCUACACAACCAGCCCCGGCCCAUGACGAUCCUACGACACAAGUCUCGCCCGUCAACGCCGUACAGCAUCCCCAGCAGCAACAUCGAGUUCUGCAUAUAGAGAAUCCACAUGCCCUUCCCACAGAUCCCAACGCCCAUACCGAUAUAAACAUGGCGCACCAAGCACAUCAAGCUCCACACGCGGACGCGUAUUCAGCACUGGAUGCCGACGGGCAAAAUAGAGCGGCGCAAGCCGGGAACGUCGCCGCCAAUGCUGCAGGCCAGAAGCAGAAAAUGAGCAAGAAGGUCGAGACCGAAGAAUUGAAGCGAAUAGUCGAGGAGGAGAAGGCGAGCAAGAACAAGCUGCCAAGGUAUCCAGGUUUAGAACGGUGGCAACUGCUCGAGAAGAUGGGAGACGGCGCUUUUAGCAAUGUGUAUCGAGCGCGGGAUCUAGAUGGUACAGCCGGAGAGGUUGCCAUCAAAGUCGUCCGCAAAUUCGAGAUGAACUCGAGCCAGGGUGACGCGGCUCUUCAUCCGGAUUUUAAGAAGCAGCCAAAGGUCGUGGAGCGGGCGAAUAUCCUCAAAGAGGUUCAAAUUAUGCGGCAGCUGGACCACCCCAAUAUCAUCAAGCUUAUCGACUUCUCCGAAUCCAAGCAAUACUACUACAUUAUCUUAGACUUGGCCCCCGGUGGCGAGUUAUUCCACGAGAUCGUCCGCCUCACGUACUUCAGCGAGGAUCUGUCAAGACACGUUAUCACUCAAGUUGCACGUGCGUUAGAAUAUCUCCAUGAAGAGAAAGGCGUCGUUCACCGAGACAUAAAACCCGAGAACCUAUUAUUUACGCGAAUACCUUUUGUUCCAACGAAGAAUCCCGCACCAAAGGCCCCGGGAGACGAGGAUAAGGUAGACGAAGGGGAGUUCAUCAAGGGUGUAGGAGCUGGCGGCAUCGGACAAGUCAAGCUUGCCGAUUUUGGACUCAGCAAGGUCGUUUGGGACAAGUCAACCAUGACGCCUUGUGGCACGGUCGGAUAUACAGCACCGGAGAUAGUAAAGGAUGAGCGAUAUUCGAAAAGUGUCGACAUGUGGGCCUUGGGUUGUGUGUUAUAUACACUUCUAUGUGGCUUCCCGCCAUUCUACGAUGAAAGCAUCCAGGUACUCACGGAGAAGGUUGCCCGGGGACAGUAUACUUUCUUAUCGCCAUGGUGGGAUGAUAUCUCCAAACCGGCCCAAGACCUAGUCUCGCACCUCCUAACGGUCGAUCCUGUCAAGCGAUAUGAUAUUCGAGAAUUCUUAGCUCAUCCGUGGAUCCGAGGUACUGAGGAACCAACAUACCCUGCUCAAGACGCACCACCCCUGGCGACUCCAGCUACUGAGCGCGAGAAUCAACUCGGCCUUCUAAAACCUUUCAAUCUUGACCUUAUGGAUUCCCCAGGCAAACGUAUGGACUUCCGAAGCCCAGGCGCGGUCAACCUGCGUGAAGUGUUUGAUGUCAGCUAUGCUGUCCAUAGGCAAGAAGAGGAAGGAAAGCGCCGAAAGAAUUUCAAGCAGGGGUUCCGCGGAGCCGCAGCCAUGAACAACUUAAAUCCUAUCGACGAUGACGACUUUGAGGAGGAUGAUAAUUAUGCCGAGACCGUUCCAUCGAAGGUCCCAAGGUCUAAAGAGGCGGACGUCCAGCAUGUAGAGCAGACACUGAAGAACACAAAUCUCAACGCUGCAAGGGCACCACAAAAGGGAUACGGUCAACACAGUGCCGCGGUUACAGCAGCCGCGAAGCAACAAGUCCGAAACGCAAGAGGACCAUUCGAGCUUAACCUCGAAGGCGCAACGCUAUUGGGUCGAAGAGGGAAGAACAUCCCAAGUUCAUUACGGGAGUCAACCGCCGUGCAGUAG
Messenger RNA from Venustampulla echinocandica, 1926 nucleotides. RefSeq names its product Protein kinase-like (PK-like). The transcript is spliced from 5 exons. The coding region runs from base 1 to 1926 and encodes 641 amino acids. Gene Ontology annotation, biological process: protein phosphorylation. NCBI's taxonomy places the organism in Eukaryota, Fungi, Ascomycota, Leotiomycetes, Helotiales, Pleuroascaceae. Gene Ontology annotation, molecular function: ATP binding; protein kinase activity. The record is from RefSeq and is a predicted model, not a curated record.